Molecule: messenger RNA, 579 nt
Organism: Botrytis deweyae
Lineage: Eukaryota; Fungi; Ascomycota; Leotiomycetes; Helotiales; Sclerotiniaceae
Exons: 3
Coding region: 1-579 (192 amino acids)
Biological process (GO): mitochondrial electron transport, succinate to ubiquinone; tricarboxylic acid cycle
Cellular component (GO): membrane; mitochondrial envelope
Molecular function (GO): ubiquinone binding; heme binding
Source: RefSeq, a predicted model, not a curated record
AUGGCUUCAUUCAUCAAACCAUCAGUCAUUAGGCAGACUUGCCUCGCUGCGUCGAAGCGCAAUUUCUCUACAAAGAUCCCCUACAGUUUCCCCGCAAUCAACAAGCCCGCUGGUCGCAGUACUUUUGUUCGAGAUGCAUUGCCAGGUUCAAUGCGUGUAGCGGCAUUCCAUGCAAGUGGCAGACAAUCAAUUCUACCCCCAUUACCUCAAUCUAUUGAUGGAACUUCAAACGACGCAGCACCUGUACCCAAGCCAUCCCCAUCCCACGGCUCCUACCAUUGGACUUUCGAGCGUUUAAUCGCCGUUGGUCUCGUUCCUCUCACAGUCGCCCCCUUCGUUUCCGGAUCAUUGAAUCCAGCUACCGAUGCUCUUCUUUGCGCGGCUAUUCUUAUCCACUCACAUAUUGGCUUCGAGGCGUGUAUUAUCGAUUAUUUCCCGGCAAAGAGAGUGCCAAAAACUAAAGCUUUAUUUUGGUGGGGCUUGAGGGGAGCAACUGUUUUGGUUGGAGUUGGAUUGUAUGAGUUCGAAACAAACGAUGUCGGAGUUACUGAGGGUAUCAAGAGAAUUUGGCGUGCAUAA